Messenger RNA from Sparassis crispa, 1599 nucleotides. RefSeq lists its product as hypothetical. NCBI's taxonomy places the organism in Eukaryota, Fungi, Basidiomycota, Agaricomycetes, Polyporales, Sparassidaceae. Bases 1 to 1599 code for a protein of 532 amino acids. Gene Ontology annotation, molecular function: sequence-specific DNA binding; zinc ion binding. Gene Ontology annotation, biological process: regulation of DNA-templated transcription. The transcript has 2 exons. The record is from RefSeq and is a predicted model, not a curated record.
AUGGACUCCCUGGCGUUCGACAGCUACACCUCCUACUCCGACUCCUCCGCUCCCCGCACUCCCUCUCCUCGCACUUCCAUCGCGUCCGACGACAUGCAGUCCUUCCCCUCCCCACCCAACUACAAGCAUCCUCUAGAUGUCCAUAUACACCGCAAUAUCUUCGACCACAGCGACGAGCACGGCAUCGCUCCCGAGACCCACACUCUCGAGGCCGCGCAUAUGUGGUCAUCUCCUUACCCGGGUUCGUACGCUGCACCCGGCUCGCGAGGUUCGUUGCUCGAGGAGCUCUAUGAACCCGGCAUUCCGGACGAUUCCCUCCAGAACGAUGUGUACCACCACCAGUCUUCUGAUCCCACUUUGCAUGGGACCAACUGGUAUCAUCUUACGCAGGCUCACCCAAUGUCUUCCAUGCGCCACGCCCACGACGUUGCCAUGACCCGCCGCGCGACCUUCCCAUACGUCCGACAGGACCGUGGCGAGUCCUUCUACACGCCCUCUCCUCCGUUCGGCGGCAGCGAUCACGAUUCUAUUACUAGUAGCCCUUACGGCUCGCGUCCUGGCACCGUCUACAGCGAGCCGCUCUCUAUCCACGGGUCUCCGAACCUUGGCAUGUCGGAAUCUCUCCACGCGCACCAACUUGACGAGCCCUUUGCCCAUACAGUCUCCAUGACGAACUCUCCCCAUCCCCACUUCCACGAUUACCAUCUAGACGGCAUUAAAACUGAGGAGGCUGCGCCCGUUAUCGUCCCUUCCCAGACCGCUUACUGCCGGCCAACGUCAGCGGGCAUGCUUCCUCUUCCUUGCUUAUCACCGCACGCAGGCCUUCUUGUGCAGCACACAGAUGAUGCGGCUUCGAAGGAGACGCAGUAUCUCCGCAGGCGGUGUUUUAACUGCCACACGACAGAGCCCCCCAGUUGGCGCCGGUCGACGCUCAACCCGGGCAAGAUCGUCUGCAACAAGUGCGGUCUCUACGAGCGCACUCACUUGCGACCGCGGCCGUUGCGCUUCGACGAGCUCCGGGCAGGGCACAAGUCGAGGAAGCCGCCAAAAGUAGCAGGCAGCCCAAAACAGGGUAAAAUGACCCACAUGGUGAAGAAGGAGCCCCGCGAAGGCGAGAUGGAGGGCAUGAUUCCCCGGCGGUCGUCUGUAUCAUCGCUUUCUUCGUCAGUGUCUGGCGGUACGUCGAGUGACUGGGACGACAAUGUCUCCGUGUACUCGUCUGGCUCCGCGCCUCCUUCGUCGAUGGGCUCGCCGGUGCCAUCGGGAUUCUCCAUGUCGCGCGACUGCAACUCGCAAUCGCCUCCGCUUCCGCGUGAUGGUGGAAUCCGGCUGCCGAACGCACCGCUCUCUGAUAUCGCAUCUCUUCAGUCGCAUCAGCCGCUGCACCCUCUGUCCUCCCCCCGCAAGUCAGCCACCGCGCCCAUGCCCUACAUUCAGUCGCAGGUGCAGUCGGAUUUCUACACGCGCCGCGGAUCUUUGCCGCCUCCGUUUGACCUGCAGCGGAGCUCGAUCCCGGAAGUCACGGGCUGGCAGAGCGUCCCUCUCGCGGACCUGGCACCUGCCAAAUCCAUGAAGCCGCGCAAGGCCGUGAUUGCGUAG